Molecule: messenger RNA, 3380 nt
Organism: Perognathus longimembris pacificus (Pacific pocket mouse)
Lineage: Eukaryota; Metazoa; Chordata; Mammalia; Rodentia; Heteromyidae
Gene: Klf9
Product: Kruppel like factor 9
Exons: 2
Coding region: 1031-1765 (244 amino acids)
Biological process (GO): regulation of transcription by RNA polymerase II
Molecular function (GO): DNA-binding transcription factor activity, RNA polymerase II-specific; RNA polymerase II cis-regulatory region sequence-specific DNA binding
Source: RefSeq, a predicted model, not a curated record
CACAGGAACAAGUGCAACUGACUGACUAGGGGAGAUGGGUCCCAAAGCCCCAUAAGUUGGAAUUUGAGCCCGAAAGCCUGACCCCUCCCCCUCCUUGGGACCAGGAGCCCCCACCACCCAGCGAAGGGGAGCGGCGGUAUCAAGCCAGCCUCCCGGGUGUUACCCUUUUAAAUGCCAGCGUUCGGGGCUGUCGGGGCAGCACGAGGCAGCGGAACGGAACAGUCGGAUUGGCCCGCACGCCUCCGUUCUAGACGCACCUCUCCAGCAAAAGGCCCUUCUGACUGGCGGGGCGGGGUGGGAGGGGGGAGAAAGUAAACAGAGUUGAAUCACCCUCCCCAAUGGCCAAUUGGAGGGGGUUUAGAUUGUGACGUGAUGGGAUUCUGCGAAAUUGUUACUGAGCCGGAGAAUGCCGGAACGGUGCGGACUGGCCGGAGCUGGGGCUCAGAAGCCGUCAGUGGAGUGGAGGAAAAGUGUCUCUGAGAUCCGGCGCUGCGUCCGGCCCUGACCAUCCACACCUCAAGGUGUUCGACUGAAUGUCCCGGAGUUUUGGCUCGACGGACCAGCGAUCGAGGGCGUGUACCUCUCUUGCAGUUUCCUCUCCCUGCGCCUCGGGGGCGUUUUCAGUCGAAUAAACUUGCGACCGCCACGUGUGGCAUCUUUCCAAAGGGGAACCGGCUUGGAGAGCCGGCGCGCCCGUCGGGGAGGGGGAUCGCGCCCGGCGCAGGGCAGGGCAGGGCGGCGGCGGCGGCGAGAGGCGGCGGCGGCGGCAGCGCGAGCGGAGCCCCGGGGCCCGUGGAUGCUGCGUGCGGAGGCGCUGCCGGUUACGUAAAGAUGAGGGGCUGAGGUCGCCUCGGCGCUCCUGCGAGUCGGAAGCGCCCGCGCCCCCGCCCCCUUGGCCGCGCCGCGCCGCGCCGCUGCUUAGUCGUCCGAGGCCAGGGGCCGGGGCGAGCCGAAGCUCCGCAGCCACCGUCAACUUUGGCCGCGCCGCCACUGCCGUCGCCGCCGCCUGGGGCUGCUGGUCGCUCGCACCAUGUCCGCGGCCGCCUAUAUGGACUUCGUGGCUGCCCAGUGUCUGGUUUCCAUCUCGAACCGCGCUGCGGUACCGGACCAUGGGGGCGUUCCGGAUACCGAGCGCCUGCGACUCCCCGAGCGCGAGGUGACCAAGGAACACGGUGACCCGGGGGACACCUGGAAGGAUUACUGCACGCUGGUCACCAUCGCCAAGAGCUUAUUGGACCUGAACAAGUACCGACCCAUCCAGACCCCCUCCGUGUGCAGCGACAGUCUGGAGAGUCCCGAUGAGGAUCUGGGAUCCGACAGCGACGUGACCACCGAAUCUGGGUCGAGUCCUUCCCACAGCCCGGAGGAGAGACAGGAUUCUGGCAGCGCGCCCAGCCCGCUCUCCCUCCUCCACCCCGGAGUGGCUGCGAAGGGGAAACACGCCUCCGAAAAGAGGCACAAGUGCCCCUACAGUGGCUGUGGGAAAGUCUAUGGAAAAUCCUCCCAUCUCAAAGCCCAUUACAGAGUGCAUACAGGUGAGCGGCCCUUUCCCUGCACGUGGCCAGACUGCCUUAAAAAGUUCUCCCGUUCCGAUGAGCUGACCCGCCACUACCGGACCCACACCGGGGAGAAGCAGUUCCGCUGUCCACUCUGUGAGAAGCGUUUCAUGCGGAGUGACCACCUCACCAAGCACGCCCGGAGGCACACCGAGUUCCACCCCAGCAUGAUCAAGCGAUCGAAAAAGGCCCUGGCCAGCCCUUUGUGAGGUGCUACCCACCACCAGCCAGGGAGGGAUGGACCCCAGAAAGACAAAACUCCUCCCAGGAAACAAGAUGGACAACAUGGACACCCAGCCCCAGCAGAGGCAUGCCCACCCACAGUGGAUGUUCUCUGCUCCCUGGUCAAUUAUUUCUGAUUUUUCUCCCCGCCCCCACCCCCUCCAUUGUUUUGUUUUAAGGAAGCACAUGGUAGCCUAUGAUCAAAGUCAACACGUGAUCCCCCUUGCAGAGGCAGCUCUGAAACCCAGCUUUGACUGUGGGGAGGUAGGCAAAUGCUUUGGGGGGGGGGGGGUGAUUUUUUUCCCCUUCCUUAUUUUCUUUUCAGGGUGGGAGGGGGUUUGGGGGAGAGGAGCAAGGCCAAGACUGGGGUCGAAUUUUUAAAAGAUUCACACUGGUGUACAUAUGUGACUGGGUGAGUUGAUCCAUGGCAAUCACAGGGAUUCUGGACCCUUUAUGCUUGCUGUCUCUCAGAAUUGUUUUCUUCCUUUUUAAUGUAAUGAUGAGUGUGCUUCAGUUUGUUUUAGCAAAAACCACUCUCUUGAAUCACAUCAACUUUUUGAGAUUUUAAAGAAAAGCAAAAACACAACAAAAAAAAAUCCACGAAAACAACUCCAUAGCACAGCUGUCUUUAUGCAAGCAAGAGCACACCUCUUUCCGGCAUGGUCUGUCAUCUAAAGACUUGAAAACAAACCAAGUUACUUCCGGUCCAUGGUAAGCAGAGUCUGACUUUGUACUAAUCAUGGCAAACCUGCAAAAAGGUUAGGCUAAGUACAGAACUUACAUACCUUGCUUUGUAUGAAUUGUAAUUUUUGAACAUAAGCUGCACAUUUAUUUUCCAAUGCAGAGGAUGAAUAAGUUAAAUACAUGUUUUGAGGAUAGAAGCAGACAUUCUGUUUUGGCACCACAUUCUAAUCUGCUUAUUUUACACGUUUCCCUAAGAAAUCAUGGCAGAGAUGUGAGGGCAGAUACAACACAAGCUGAAGGAGAGGGUGGGUAGUGUUUUUUCAAAAUACAGACAAAGUACAGUUUUAACUCUAUGAACUCGUCUAAGGUUUCCUUAUAACUGUCAGUUAACAUCAUCUUAUACCACAAUACCACUAAGAAAGAGAGAGGGAGUGAGCACUUCUAACUCUGUCCGUUGUUAAUUGAAUGGGUACAGAACACUAACCAGGCUUGGAAAUGCCUGGGCUUUUUUGUUUGUGUGUGUGUGUGUGUGUGUUGUUUUUUGAGUGGGGAGGAGUGUUAGUCUAUCUCCUCAUGUUCCUAUAAAACUUCCACUGUCAGGUACAAGAGUUAUAUCCAAGGAAAGGGAGCUGAAAUAUGGAGAAAAACAAAAAGGUGCCCGUAAAAGCAAAGGGAAAAUACCACAGUGAUUUCAGAGGAGACAGCAAAGUGGGUCCCUCUUGUUGACUGUGGGCAAAUGAAAUCACACCCCAUCAAAUAACCUCACCACCACAGGGUGAAUCCAGGUGUCUACAGAGGCCUGAACCACUACAUCCAUCCACACUAUGCCAUUUACCAAGAACUUCAUUUUGGCUUUUCCAUGCCAGAGAAACAAACUGAGUUUGAAACAAUAGUCACAACAAAUGAGAGAGAAAGAAA